AACGCAGUAAGGCAAAAAAAUAGUCGAGACUGCCCUGACCUGGUAGGCGGGCACCUCCCCCUUUUCGACGGCGCUGAUUGGUCCUCCCAUCCCCAGCGCUGAUUGGCUGCACGAGGGCAGCGGCGGGUGCCCAUUGGUUGUGCGAACGGGAUAAUGAGCCGUGCGCAGAGUGAUAGGGAAGGGCGGGGUGAGAGUGAGUAAGCGCGUGUGUGGGGCCGUGUGCAAACCGCGUGUGGCGCAGGCAGCGGGGCUCUAGUAUCAAGCGGGGGAGAUCGAAAGAGAACCGGGCCCAUCGUCGCCCGGACGUGCUACCUAUCGCAGGAGGGUCGGGAGCCUGCAGGAAAUCAAACCGCAGUGAUGAGCAGCAACGAGUGCUUCAAGUGUGGACGUACUGGUCAUUGGGCUCGGGAAUGCCCUACUGGAAUUGGCCGUGGCCGUGGGAUGCGGAGCCGUGGCAGAGGCUUCCAGUUCAUGUCUUCAUCUCUCCCAGACAUCUGUUACCGCUGUGGUGAGUCUGGCCAUCUUGCCAAGGACUGUGAUCUUCAGGAGGAUGCCUGCUAUAACUGCGGCAGAGGUGGCCAUAUUGCUAAGGACUGCAAGGAGCCAAAGAGAGAGCGAGAGCAGUGCUGCUACAACUGUGGCAAACCUGGCCAUCUGGCUCGUGACUGUGACCAUGCAGAUGAGCAGAAAUGCUAUUCUUGUGGGGAAUUUGGACACAUUCAAAAAGACUGCACCAAAGUUAAGUGCUAUAGGUGUGGUGAAACUGGGCAUGUAGCCAUCAACUGCAGCAAGACAAGCGAAGUCAACUGCUAUCGCUGUGGCGAGUCAGGGCACCUUGCACGGGAAUGCACAAUUGAAGCUACAGCUUAAUUAUUUCCUUUAUCGCCCCUCCUUUUUCUGAUUGAUGGUUGUAUUAUUUUUCUCUGAAUCCUCUUCACUGGCCAAAGGUUGGCAGAUAGAGGCUACUCCCAGGCCAGUGAGCUUUACUUGCCGUGUAAAAGGAGGAAAGGGGUGGAAAAAUCAACUUUCUGCAUUUAACUCAAAAAUGUUUAUGUUUAGUUUGGUAGAGGUGUUAUGUAUAAUGCUUUGUUAAAGAACCCCCUUUCCGUGCCACUGGUGAAUAGGGAUUGAAUGGGAAGAGUUGAGUCAGACCAGCAAACGCUCUCCAGGUUCCAUGAGAGUGAUCCUUUGCAGGAGGAAGAAUAAAUCCUGGAAGUGUCUGAACUUCCACAAGUAACUAACUUUAAUUUUAUUACAAUGAUGGCCUUGGAUUGUCUGACCUCAGUAGCUGUUAAUAACAUCAAGUAAUGUCUUUAUCAGGCCCUACCUAGAGCAUAUAGCUGAGUGGGAGUAAACAAAACAGAUGCACGUGCCUGUUAGUGGCCGAGAGAGAGAGAGAAAUCAGGAAUAAUUAAACAAAGUAACAAUAAUUCAGUCAAUGAAUGUUAAUGUUAGCAAUACAGAAGGUAAUGGGAAGCUUUUUGAGUAAGUAUUUCAAACUAAAUCUAAAACCCAGAACAUCAGUUACAACAUACACAAUUUGGAGCUAUUCAGGAGUUGCAAAGAAAUGCAUUUUCACAGAAAUCAAGAUGUUAUUUUUGUAUACUAUAUCACUUAGACCAACUGAGUUUCAUUUGCUUGUAAUCAGUUUUUAAAGUAAAAUGGUAAGAGCAAUUGAAGUCCUAGAACACAGAAAUGUAAUUUUAAACUAUCAAUAAAGCUGGAGGAGGAAGGGGAGUUUGGCUAAAGUUCCUUUUUGUUUAGCUUUUGUUCAUGUACAUAGUGCAAAACACCAUAUUAAAGAGGGGAACGUGGAGGUGUUGAAAAGCUUA
This is a messenger RNA of Chelonia mydas (Green sea turtle), 1832 nucleotides long. RefSeq names its product CCHC-type zinc finger nucleic acid binding protein (gene CNBP). The transcript has 5 exons. NCBI's taxonomy places the organism in Eukaryota, Metazoa, Chordata, Testudines, Cheloniidae. Gene Ontology annotation, molecular function: mRNA binding; translation regulator activity; single-stranded RNA binding. Gene Ontology annotation, cellular component: cytoplasm. The record is from RefSeq and is a predicted model, not a curated record. Bases 358 to 870 code for a protein of 170 amino acids. Gene Ontology annotation, biological process: positive regulation of cytoplasmic translation.